GCAAAUCACUAUCACUAUGCCUGACUACUUCCACACGAAUUCGAAUUAGAAAGCUACGCGCCACAGGAAUAAUAUCAGCCUUAUGUUGUUUAUUCUCGUUUUUCGUUUUCCACAUCAGCCACAUCAUUAAAAGCCAACAAAUUAAGGAGAAGCAAGAAGGAUUAGGACUAUGCUGAAUAUUUUUUUGAGUCGAGGCAUAAAAAUGUCGGAGGUUACGUCGACUCAAGUACGUCGCGUUGAGGUGGCGCAGCAGGUGCAGGGGGCUACUUGUUCAUCUGGGGGCAACACUAUACUGCGGGAGCUUGUAGUCGUGAAGCUGCAAGGGUGGAGAUCCAUCUGCUGCCACGACCGCGGUGUCUCCUGACUUGGCAACUCAGGGGACCUCCUACCAUCGCAGCACGGUCGGACAUCUUGAUGUUGAUCUUGAACCCCUCCCCCGCAUGGUUGUAAGUACUAUUGCAGCACGUUCGGUCAUCUUCAAGUUGACCUCCCCGGUUCUGUUUCACGCUCAAACUGUACAAGACCCUAACAACAAGUAGCCGCGGAAGUAGGUCAAGUUGCCGGAGAAGAGCCGACUUCUCUCUAGCACUACAGCAGGCCCCAGCAGGAAGCUGCACUUCUACGCGACAACAGCGUCAGGUCCAGACGUGACGACGAGGAUUGUUCUCUAAUUCAUAAAGGAAAAUUUAAAUCGAUCAUGGCGGCCGCAGCCAUUUUACCGUCGGAGCGGCGCUCGGCCUCCGAGGAACUCCAGUUCUUUGAGGAAGAGGGUGACUUCUGUAUUGGCGGGAUCGAGUUGCCGGUCGACGACUCACCGGGCUCGCUCAGCGGGCUUUCGGUGGACGAAGACGACCCAUCCGGGCUCUCGUCCACCUGGAACAACGCAUCUGGUUCCGGCAUGCUGCUUACGAAAGUGCACAAGAACCUACUUCCCCCUCAUUUGUAAUAUUGCAUGAACAGCAAUACAAUUACAAACACCACGACCACACGUGAAGCCUGUGCAUGACAAACUCAUGCACUUCCAGUGUACUUAGUAGUGUUUAUUGGGCAGCUCCCUCCCGAACCUGUCAUGCAAACAGUGCCAGAGGUGGGAAGCGCUUGAAUUUGGGGUUUUGCAUGACAAAUGAGGGGAAAAGAAUUGUGCACUCUCAUACUGCUUGAACACCAGCUGAAGAAGUUCGACGCGACAGGCAACAUGCUUCAUUUUGAGCAACAGCAUCACAACUAUCAGAUCCCGUCUUCAGCCGCUGGCGGAGCAGUAGCAGGAGGUGCUGGCGGUCCCCCGAUGUUUAGUAAUAUCGACCACCAGUUUAUUUCUUCUACUUCCCAAGUCCACCUACAACCUACGUCCAUGGCGACCGGGGGGCUGGCUGCGCAACUGAGCAGUACGCCGGGCGCGCAGGCGGUGCCGCUUCUCGACGGGACGAGUUGCACUUCUAUGCGGGACAGCGAGCCACACUGCGUCGAUCUGUUCGCCGGGGCGAUGGCUAUGCCGACUCCGGUAGUGGCGCUACCGACGCCGUCGCAGUCGCCGAGUCGGGCCGUCAGUCACGUGACCGGGAUGCUAACGCGGACGCUCGAGCGGGUAUGACAGUGCACAACUCCCCCGCCUCCCCCUCAUUUGUAUAGCACGAAGAACGGCAAUUACAAGCGUCAUCGAGAAUGCAGAUUUUGCAUCACAAAUUUGCACAGGAGUGUAGUGCUUUUUGGGCUCCUGCCCGAACUAGUCAUGCAAAAAGUGCCAAGAGGCAAAGGGUGGGCUCGCUUCUUGGUAUGUUGCAUUACAAAGGAGGGGGAGGGGGAGUUGUGCACUCUCAUAGCGGGGAUCUGAAGAUCACUCCGCGAGUGGGGGAGGGGGAGGUAACUUAGUUAUAAAAACUCGAACUUUUUUUUUUCGGUGUGAGCAGGUUGUUGUUCUCUUCUUUCUACGCGGUUGUACUAUUUCAAUGAUCAGUGCGCGUUGUACGAACAUUUUUUUGGGCCAUACAUAAACAUUACAGUCCACAGCGCAAGUCUAUUGAAAAAUGAAAAUCAAUUAUUCUAUCCGUACAGGCUCCGACCGUACGCGUUCACCAUCUCCCUGCCUCGUCCGCGUUGCGCCAACCGAAAGUGCGCUGGCCGGGAUUGUGCCGCUCGUUACGUCAGAUCUGGUAGAGCACGUCGUCGACUUCGAUGCGCUGUUUCCGAUCCAUUGGGAGCACCGGCACCAAUUUCGGGGCAGCGGUGCGCCAACUAGUCCGGGAGGGAGCAGUUUGCCACCGCAAGGUGAUGUCGAUCAUGACGACGAGGUGGAUGUGGUGCCCGAUGCUGGAAUGAAUCCAGUUGAAGUUGAUCCUGAAGACCACCAGCACCAUGAUGAUGAUGUUCUUUUCCGAAGAGGACAAGCAGCUUCCGAGGGCGAAGGAGCAACAAGCGAAAUGACUGGGACCACUCCGAAGCUCCUGCAAUACGAUCCUCCCACAAGGAAAAAUAAUAAACCGUUGGUCGUCGACCACGACGGCGCUGGUGUAACUCACGUCCCCCCACGACCGGCCACACCAUCUGGCGGACCUCCACUCGGAGCAGGAGGAGAAACAAAUCUUCCAGGUGGAGCUGCAAAUCCAAAUAAGGAUGGCGAGGUCAUCACGAAGGAGGCCGUCAACAUGGAUGUCGCUGCCGGGAAUGUGAUCCUCGGAGGCGGUCUCGCACUGCAGUCGCCACUGUGUACUAGCAAUAUAACAAAAAGAACUUCUCUUGGAGAAGAUGCUGGUGCUAGUGCUGGUACUCUUACGCAGGAGCCUAGUAAUCCAGGAAGAACAGUGCCUGCUGCAAGCGUAGACCAAGACAUGGCGCAUGAGGACCAGCAGCACGAGGUUGAACAGGGGAACAAGAAAGAUGGAAACAUCCACCUGGAGCAUCAAGAGACUUUUGCGUCAAACCAUCACAAAAAUAUGGCCUCCUCGAAGACCAGCACUUCGCAGCACAGCACGACGGGGACGCUGAUUCAGCAAGUUUCAUCAUCACCACCACCAUCUUUGCUGCAGCAGGAAGAAAAAGAGAUAUUAAACGCAGGAGGACCUUCUACUUCCUCGAUGUUGAUGCCCUCGACCACGCCACAGAAAUGCCUGAAGCUUGCGAACUACGACAAAAUUUUGAUGUUCUUAGAUUACGACGGGACGUUGCGAGAGUUUGAGGACGACCCGGUCGCGGCGGUCCCGACGGACAACUUGAAUAACCUGCUGCAUUUACUUUCGCAUUCGCUGAAAGAAAAGUUGAAGGUGGUCAUCAUCAGCGGGCGCGACGCCGGGUUUUUGGAUAACUACAUGGGGAAGCAGCACCAGGGCCUCACGCUAGUUGCGGAACACGGUUACCAGAUCCGCCAUGCAUACGAAACCGAGUGGACCAUCGCGGGGACGACCUCGACCGGCGGGGGUAUAUGGAUUGCAAAAGUAUCGCACUUGUAUGGCAAUCGUGCAACACAAGUCUGCAAUCGCGCAACACAAUUUCAAUUGUGCAACACAAAUCUCAUUCCGAAGGCUAAGCCUAAGGUGAACCCGCAUUUUUACAAAGUCAAUUUGUGAUGUUGCUAUGAAGGAGUUUGUCAUGCGAUUUCUACUAAGUGCGAUGCUUGAUUUGCACGGGAUACUAGGGCACCAGCUUCAGCGACGUCACCUCGUCCAUGGCGACUGGCGGCGGCCCAACGAUGGCCGCCGACGCGCUGCUGGAUAAUUUGAACCUGCUUGGCACGACGACUGGCGCGGUAGUUGGUGCAGCAGGAGCCAGCGGUGGAAGUAGUAGUACCAACUUGCUCGUGCCGACACUGAGCCAAGUCUCCACCGCGACGGACCAUGCGACAUCGCUCGGGACGAUGAACUCUCCCUCGCCGGCAUCCGGCGGGUUGAACCUGCACACCAGUACUACCACAGCUAUGGGCAGUAAUGCUAUUUCGACCGCCUCUGGUGGUGCUGGUGCGGGCACGACACAAAACACAGUUGCAGCUUCCGGAGCAGCAACUUCUUCGAUGCAGCACCUGCAGCAGCAAAUUCCCUCGCCCUCGGGCGGUGGGACCACGAGCGGGUCGAUGUUGUCCACCACGACGAUGCUGGGCUCCUCUUCCACGAAUGCACCCGGCGGAGGGCCAGCUGUAGUAUCAUCUUCACAGCAAGAAAUGACCAGUGGCAGUGCCUUAUGCAUUGCAAAAGUAUCGUACUCGUAUAAAUGCAUUCCAAAUUUCCUCAGCAUGAGAAAUGAAAUUUGUAAUGUAGAUUUGCCUUAGGAACAAGAUUUGUAUAUGCAAGAUUAUACGAGUACGAUACUUUUGCACAGGAUAUACCUCGUCGCAACUUUUUGACCACCAGCAGGACUGGCGGUCGGCGGUGAUGAACGAGAUGAAAAAGCUAUCACAGGAAAAAAUGUUAACGUUUAUGAAAUUUGUGAUGCGGCAAGGCAUCACAAAGCGUGCCCAAAUUUGUCAUGCAUAGCAUGCAUACUAUGCUAAAUUUGUGACGCAUGGCUGCAAUCUGUGAAAAAGAAAAACUGUAUUAACGUUAACACUUGUUCUUGUGAUAAAAGCUCGCGAACGUGCACGGAUCCUUUGUGGAGGAAAAGACCAAGUUAUGACAGUGCACAACUCUCCCUCCCCCUCAUUUGUGAUGCGAAUUACCAAAUUCACGCUAAGCCUUGAAGCACUGUUUGCAUCACAAGUUGUGGCCGUCCAAAUAGCACUGCACUCCUGCACAGAUUUGUCAUGCAAAACCUGCAUUCUUGCUGACGCUUGUAUUGCUGUCCAUGCCAUACAAAUGAGGGGGAGGGGCAGUUUUGCACAGUCAUACAAAUCCCUGGUCUGGCACUACCGCGCGUGCCGGCCGGAGGAGGGGCAGGAGGGCGUGGACCAGUUGCUGCAACUGCUGGAGUUUUCCCUCCAGUACCCCAUGGCGCGGGUUUCGCGGGGCAACAAGAUGAUCGAGGUCUUCGGGCCGCAGGGCCCGACUAAGGGCGGGGCAAUGCGGGACCUGAUUUUACGGUUCCUGCACGAGUUCGGGGAGUCCUGCCGCACGCUGGUCUUCUGCGCUGGGGACGACGUAUAUGCAUUGCAAAAGUAUCGUACUCGUAGUAAUCGCAUUUAUGCAUGACAAAUCUUUUUCUCAAGGGGAAUGAGCAUUACAAAUUCAAUUUGUAUUGCUGGGCUAAUUUGUCAUGCAAUUGCUACUAGUACGAUGCUUUUGCAAUUCAUAACGUCACGGACGAGACCAUGUUCGCUCUGGCGGAUAUCCUGUGCAAAAGUAUCGUACUCGUAGUCAUCGCAGUCAUGCAUUACAAAUCUCUUUCCUAAGGCAAACCUGCAUUGCAAAUUUUAUUUCUAAUGCUGAGGAAAUUUGUCAUGCGAUUUAUACUAGUACGAUGCUUUUGCAUUUCAUAGCGGACGACGAGGCCCUGUUCUCCCGGAAAACGCACCUCUUGUCGAUCAAGGUACGGUGAAAGGACGUUUGACGUGUAGCUUUCCCUUUCUAUGGGUUUCCAUUUCCUCGAAUUAUAUAUAGCUGAGGCAGUCAAGUGUAAAGAGAUUAUCUUCGCAGAAAUAAACACUCCCUCCAAAAAAGAAUAUAUCGAUUUCCUAUCGUAAAUUUAUUACCGUCUUGCAUUUAUUUAUAUUUCGACAACCAAAAGCCUGCCGCAAAAAAAUUCAAUGGGUGUCUAUCAUGCCGAAAAAAUCUCUUCAUUUCAGGUGGGCCAAGGCAAGACGCUAGCGCGAUACCGGGUCGAAAAUCCGAGCGAGCUGCGAUUGGUUCUGUCCGCCAUGUUGCAGAAAUUCGGCUACUCGCCGCUAAACUCCGGUCUCCUUAGUACUACCCAGGACCCGCCACUCGCGGGGGCGGCGUUGCUUUCUCCGCCGGUGCUGGUGGAGGGUCACGCGGACACGUUCCCGGCGCGGCCCGGCGCGAAGCCUACCGUCGAUGAGUUGUUCGGGAAUAGUACUAAUUCUGCGGCUGAGGUGGCGGUUUUGAAAAAUGACGAUCCGGGGGACGAGCACCACUAAGAAUGCCUGUGUCCUGUCAGUUAUGAAGAGGAUCACCAGCAGCAGCACUGUUUCGUCGCUUCGCGAACAAUACGCUCCCGAACUUGAAGAUGAACAUAUAUUUGUUCCGUCCUGGUGAUGCACAUCAGGACGAGCGUGAAGAGCUGCAAGAAGACUUCAGGUGGAGGUAGUUCUGGCUCCCUUGGGAAGCAUCCUUGGGUCGCGUUGUGCCCACAGAUAUAUAAUUUUUACACUCUACUUCUGCAAUUAUUUUUGCAAAUGAUAAUGAACGUUGGUAUGACUAUGAUUGAAGAUGUCCGCUGUACGAAAUGAAAACGCCCCUACUUCUUCGACCCUUUGUGUGGUUCUAUCUGUAUUCAGUUGAUGACCCUUUAUCGAUAUUUUGCUAGCAGUACUUACGUGCGGUCGUGUAGUGCAUUGUCCAGUUGUAAGUAGUUCUGCAACUUCAAGCACAUGAAGAACCAUUCACCGGCGCCGAGGACCCCUCGAUGACUUUGCUGAAAUGGAAACACGCCAGUGCGCAUUGUUAUUUUUACGCGAAGAUGCUUCUUGUACACUCGUACUAUCACGUGUUGAAGUGGCUGAAGCUACUGUGCACAAAAUAAGCUAAAGCCGAUGUGCGAACAUGCAGUCUGCUUGAUAUCAUGCAGACAUGACAUCAGUCGUGCAUGUCCGCCCGGAGGUGUAGUUUCGGUGUACAUCAAGGGUUGUUCUCUUCGAUCUGCGAGGUUUAUUGCUCUUCUACCAACUACAACAAGGCAACAACAGGAAGUAUUCUAGCUCCUGGUGGUGGG
This is a messenger RNA of Amoebophrya sp. A120, 6810 nucleotides long. The record is from the annotation of a GenBank genome assembly. Lineage: Eukaryota; Dinophyceae; Syndiniales; Amoebophryaceae.